UGUGUGCUUUUGUUUGGUUUCGACUUGGACUUUGGACUUUGGACUAACCAGAUUACACGGCAUUUGGGGGGUCGUCCAUGCAAUUUGCUUUGAUUUAGAUUUUAGCUUUUUGGAAGGGGAAAGAUCUACAGUACCCAACAACGAAUAAAGAAUCCCAGUUAGAGACCGAGAGGGAGAGCCAGAGCCCCCCUCCCUUUUUCUCUCUUGGGUUUUUUGGGCGGCCAAAAAGCUCAAAAACCCAGGCGGCUUCUUUUUCUCACUUGUCUCUCUUUUCUGUUUGAGGAUUAGCAGCUGUGUGUUUAGGUUGGGGAUGAACUGCUGAGGCUGUUGAACUCGGUUUGGAGGUUCUUGUUUGCUUUGUCUAUCUCUGUUUCUGGUGAAACAAUGGCGGAAUACAUCUUGGGUUUCAACAAGGAAAGUUUGAUUAUAAGGCCAUCUCCCAAGAAAUCUCCUUUGUUUCUGAGAAUGAUAGUCUUAAUGUUUGCAAUGGUCUUUGGAGUUUACAUCUGCUCGAUAUGUCUAAAGCAGAUAAGUAUCGAAACUGUGACUAAAUUCGAAAGCAUCAAAGUCAUCGGAAGGCCUUCUCAUGAAACCAAACUAUUAGAAAUUCCUUUUAAGCAUUAUCCGAUGCCUGAAACUUUCAGCAGGGCUGAAUGUGCACGUAAUCCUGUGAGAUUCUUUGCAAUCUUAUCGAUGCAGAGAUCAGGGAGUGGAUGGUUCGAAAGCCUAUUAAAUAGUCACAAGAAUGUUAGUUCUAAUGGAGAGAUAUUUUCCGUUAAGGAUAGGAGGGCAAAUAUUUCUUCAAUUGUACAGACUCUAGAUAAAGUUUACAAUUUAGACUGGUUCAGUAGCGCUUCCAAGAAUGAGUGCUCUGCAGCAACUGGCUUCAAGUGGAUGCUUAAUCAGGGAUUAAUGGAGCACCAUGAAGAGAUAGUAGAAUACUUCAAUCGCAGGGGGGUUUCUGCAAUAUUUCUCUUUCGAAGAAAUUUAUUGCGCAGAAUGGUCUCUGUUCUUGCUAAUUCUUAUGAUCGGUAUGCUAAGCUAUUGAAUGGAACCCACAAGGCACAUGUACAUUCAGAAGAAGAGGCUGAUACACUGUCAAAGUACAAGCCUACUAUCAAUUGCACGAAGUUGAUUACCGAUCUUAAAGAAAUGGAGUCAACAGCUGCAAAGGCCAUAGAAUGCUUCAAUAGCACCAGACACAUGGUGUUGUAUUAUGAAGAUAUUGUCAAAAACCGCACUGUCUUAAAAGAUGUUGAAGAGUUCCUGAGACUUCCUAAGAAGAGAUUAAAAAGCCAUCAGGUAAAAAUACACAAUGGACCAUUGGCAGACCACAUCAGAAACUGGGAUGAUGUCAAGAAUACGCUAACAGGAACACCAUAUGAAUAUUUUCUCCACUCGGAUUAUUAGACGUAGUCCUCUGCUAACUAAUUUAAGUCUGGUGUAAAUAUCCACUCAAGUUAUAUAUUCUUACCCCAGAAGGCAGAAGCUGACAGGAUAUUGCCCCUGCUUUGAAAAUUUUGGCUGCAACACUGCUUGGUGUUUUGAUCCUUGUUUCAUAUCUCAUCAACGAGUUGUUGAUGUGUUUAAUCUAUAUCUUGUUUUUCUUUGUAUUAACCAGAGAGACACAUUGUAUAUGUUCAGCUAAACAUUGUGAGUGAAUAUGCAAUUCUUUAAUUUAUGUUUUGUUGGGCU
Messenger RNA from Rosa rugosa (rugosa rose), 1695 nucleotides. RefSeq lists its product as uncharacterized. The record is from RefSeq and is a predicted model, not a curated record. Lineage: Eukaryota; Viridiplantae; Streptophyta; Magnoliopsida; Rosales; Rosaceae. The transcript has 6 exons. The coding region runs from base 385 to 1410 and encodes 341 amino acids.